UGCUGAGGGUGCUGCUGAGCCGUGCUCUGCCUCCUUCCAUCCUCCCCUUCCCUCCCUCAGCCAUGGGAGCGGGGCCGGUCUCCCUCUGCCUCUCUCUCAGCCUCUGCUGGGCGCUGGCCCCCCGGGCGCGGGGAGCGGAGGAGCCGCGGCUGCAGCGGGGCAUGCCAAAUGUCUGUCCAGUGUUCGAGCUGGCACUAGUAGGACACCAGCAGCCAUGCGUUCAAGCCUUCAGUCGGAUGGUCAAGAUGUGGAAACAAGGCUGCACGGGGAGGAGGUGGUGUAUGGGCUAUGAGAGAAGGUCUGGUUACUACACAGUUUACAAGCAGGUGUACAGAAUGGAGCAUCAGACUGUCUAUAAGUGCUGUCCUGGAUGGGUCCAACACAACAACGAACCUGGCUGUUUGCACUUGCUCUGCACUGCUGGCACUUGCUUCAAUGGAGGGAAGUGUUCUGAAGCAGGAUCUCAGAUGUGCCAGUGUCCUGCAGGAUUUCAGGGUCCUCGCUGCCAGUAUGAUGUAAACGAGUGCACCACCGCGAACGGUGGCUGCCAAGACCAGUGCUGUAACACCAUCGGCAGCUACCACUGCAAGUGUCCAGCUGGCCAGAGACUGCAGGAAGAUGGAAAAUCGUGUGGAGAUGUGGACGAGUGUGCAGUGGUGAACGGAGGCUGCCAGCAGGGCUGCGUUAACACCCACGGCUCCUUCUACUGCCAGUGCCAGGUGGGGUACAGACUGCACACCGACGGGCGCACGUGCUUACUGAUAGACCCCUGCACAAGUGGGAAUGGAGGAUGCUCACAAAUCUGUCAAAAUGAGAGAGGAAUCGCCAAAUGCGAGUGUCAUCCAGGGCAUUAUCUUUCUGCAGACAAGAAGUCCUGCUUAGACAUCGACGAGUGUGCAGAAGGGAAAGCCAGGUGUGCUCAUCGUUGUGUGAACACUCUGGGAUCCUUCACCUGUGCCUGUAAUCCCGGCUUCGAGCUGGGGGCUGAUGGAAAGCAGUGCUACCGCAUAGAAAUGGAAAUCGUGGAUAGCUGCCAGAGCGACAACGGCGGCUGCUCUCACCACUGCGAGCACACAACGGCGGGGCCGCGCUGCUCCUGCAACGACGGUUACAUCCUUGCCUUGGACGGCAAAACGUGCACAGAGGUGGACGAGUGCGAGACCGGCGCGUCCUGCUGCUCCCAGUUCUGCAUCAACUACGCGGGCGGCUACGAGUGUGCCUGCAAGGCAGGCUUCCAGCCCAGCGCCGACGGCUGCGGCUGUGAUGAUGUGGACGAAUGUCAUCUGGAGAACGGCAACUGCGACCAUUUCUGUGUUAAUUCUCUGGGGUCAUACGAAUGUGUGUGCAAGGAGGGAUACAGGCUAGGCCUUGACAGGCGGUCCUGCAUCGCGCUAGGUGGGGACGAGGCAGUGGCGGGGUUCGCCGGGGCUCCGGGGCUGCAGUUCAGAGGUGCCCCCCAGCUCCUUCGCUACGAGCUCGGGGUCCCGCAGGAGGAUGAGGAGCGUCGAGGAGAGCUGACGCUGGUGCACAGAGUCGUUUGCCUUGAUAACACUUUUGGCAACGACUGUAGCUUGAGCUGUGAGGACUGCAUGAAUGGAGGCAGAUGUAACAGCGAGAGCAGUGGCUGUGUUUGCUCACCUGGGUGGACCGGCAUCAUCUGCAACGAAACUUGCUCCCGUGGGACGUAUGGUGAUGGCUGUGCCAGCGUUUGUAAGUGCCAGAACGGAGGCUCCUGCGACCCCAUCACGGGGCAGUGUCACUGCCCGCCAGGAAUCCAGGGGACAUUUUGUGAAGAUGGAUGUCCCAAAGGACUCUUCGGGAAGAACUGCAACAAACAGUGCAACUGUGCCAACAGCGGCUAUUGCCACAGGCUGUAUGGAGCCUGCCUGUGCGACCCCGGGCUGUACGGGCGCUUCUGCCACCUCACCUGUCCCAGGUGGGCCUUCGGAGCUGGCUGCUCAGAGGAGUGUCAGUGCGUGAAGGAGCACACGCUGGAAUGCAGCUCCCAGAACGGGACUUGCGCCUGCAAGCCUGGCUACCACGGCAAGAAGUGUCAGAGAGAGUGCUCGCCUGGCUUUUAUGGGGCUGGUUGCAAACUGAGGUGCAACUGUUCUACUGAUGCUUUGUGCAAUCGUGAGACGGGAGCCUGCAAGCAUCCCUGCCCACCUGGUUUUCAUGGAGAAAAAUGCCAUUUAUCUUGUCUGCCUGGGAGCUUCGGGGUGAACUGUGGGCAGAGCUGCAGCUGCGGAGGAGCGCCAUGCGACCCACAGACCGGGCAGUGUAUUUGUCCACCUGGGAAAACUGGUGCUACCUGUGAGGAAGAUUGCCCCGACGGCCGGUGGGGCUCAGGCUGCCAGUCCUCCUGCAAGCCCUGUGCCCAGGGGGGCCGGUGCAACGCGGAGACCGGAGCCUGCGAGUGUCCCCCGGGAUACAGCGGGGCGGGCUGCUCUGAACCCUGCCCCGAUGGCUUCUAUGGACAAAAUUGCCUGCUGUCCUGCAGCUGUAGCAGCAACGCUCUGUGUCACCAUGUCACCGGAGAGUGCACGUGUCCCCCUGGCUGGACUGGCCACGACUGCAAACACCCCUGCAAUAGCGGCCAUUGGGGACCCCGCUGCGAAAACACCUGUGUCUGCAAUAACAGUGAUGGUAGCUGCGAUCCUGUCACUGGAUCUUGUUUCUGUGAGCCAGGAUUUACUGGGAAACACUGCGAACAGAGAUGCCCCGAGGGAAGCUUUGGCCCGAACUGCGAGCACAGCUGCCGCUGCCAGAACGGAGCCGUCUGCGACCAUGUGAGCGGAGCCUGCACUUGUGGUGCUGGCUGGAUGGGGACAUUCUGCGGAAAAGCUUGUCCAGAAGGAUUUUUUGGGCUUGACUGCCACCAGGUGUGCAACUGCAAGAACGCUGCAGGCUGCGACCACGUCCUGGGAACGUGCCGCUGCCUCCCCGGCUGGCUGGGAGAGACCUGCGAGCAGCCCUGCCAGCGGGACAGGUACGGGCAAGGCUGCGCUCACACCUGCAACUGUCACAACGGAGCGCUCUGUGAUCACGUCACCGGCACGUGUGCCUGUACCCCCGGCUGGAAAGGAGCCACCUGCCAAGAAGCCUGUCCUCCGGGGCGGUACGGCGCCAACUGCCUGCAGCGCUGCCUCUGCCGCAGCAAGGCUACGUGUGACCGCGUGACGGGCGAGUGCCGGUGUCCCGAGGGCUGGACGGGAGCAGGCUGUGAGCUCAAGUGCGAGGACGGGAGAUACGGAGAGGGCUGUGGGCAGAACUGCAGCUGCCACCACGGCACUUGUGACCGGCACUUGGGGAAAUGCAUCUGCCACGCCGGCUGGACAGGGGAGCGCUGCGAUGCUGUCUGUCCCCCUGGAUUUUUUGGCGAGCGGUGCGAGGAGCAAUGUGACUGCAUACACAGCGUGUCCUGCCACCACCAGACGGGAGCGUGUCGCUGCGAAAAGGGGUGGCGAGGGAGGCACUGUGACAAACCUUGCUUGCCUGGCCGCUACGGCACAGGCUGUGCCCAACGGUGCCGGUGCUCUGCUGGCACCCCCUGCCACCACGUGACAGGCGAGUGCAGCUGUCCUCCGGGAUUCACCGGCAUCAGCUGCGAGAGAACCUGUCCACCGAGCACGUAUGGCAAGAACUGUAACCAAGGCUGUCAGUGCUCCGUCGAGGAGGAUUGUCACCCUGUCACUGGCGACUGUGCGUGCCGCCCCGGGUACCACGGGGCCCACUGCGAUCGCCGGUGUCCAAAAGGUACUUAUGGUUCAUACUGCCAAAAAGCCUGUAAAUGCAUGAAUGGAGGCCACUGCGACCCCGUGUCGGGAACUUGUGACUGCGCGCCUGGUUUCAUUGGAGCUGACUGUAGUAGAACUUGCCCUGAAAAUCGAUUUGGGAAGGACUGCACCCAGUUCUGUGCAUGUGGUAAAGGUCAGUGCGACCCACGGACUGGCAAGUGUACCUGUCCUCCGGGCCAAACGGGACCCAGCUGUCAGCAAGUGUGUCCCCAGGGACAAUAUGGCCCCAACUGCCGCCUGACAUGUGCCUGUCAGAACGGCGGUAUCUGUGACCACGUGGAUGGCAGCUGCACUUGCGGACUCGGCUGGACAGGAAGAGCAUGUGAGAAAGAAUGUCUCCCUGGGAAGUACGGCUCUGGCUGCGGCUUGGACUGCAUGUGUCAGCACAACGGCACUUGUGACAGGUUCACGGGGUGCUGCCGGUGCCCCGAAGGGUAUUACGGACGCUCCUGCGAGCACAGGUGCCCCCUUGGAUUUUACGGGCUAAGCUGUCUUCAUGCAUGCGCCUGUAAAAAUGGAGCGAGCUGCGAUGCCGUGACGGGGCAGUGCAUUUGUCCUUCAGGUUAUCAGGGUGUCCACUGUGACAAAGGCUGUGACAGUGGGUGGUUUGGAGAGAGCUGCCAGCAUCGGUGUGACUGCGGAGGAGCUCCCUGUGACCCAGCCACUGGGAAGUGCCUCUGCCCACCUGGGAAGACCGGAGACAAGUGCGACAGUGGAUGCAAGUCGGACCAGUACGGCCCCAACUGCUCUCUGCGAUGCCAGUGUGCCAGCAAAUCCCAGUGCAAUCCCUACAACGGGAAGUGCGUGUGCCCAGCCACAUGGAUGGGGCCAACCUGCAAAGAAGGUGGCCCUCCAAAGCCUCCUUUUUAUGAAGAACAAACUCAAGAAAGAGGGAGUAUUUUUCCAAGAGCUCUACAACAGUAACAUUUGGACUAAUAAAUGAACUGUUUUAUAUGCACAGACGGUAUUUGAAUUUGGAUAUGAAAACAGCUAUUCAAUUCAGCUUGAGUUGUGCUGAAGUAUUCACACUUCUUAUGGAAGACUACAGAGGCCAUUUAGUAGCUGGAUCCUUUUAAAAAGUUGAAUCUGUUUCAUGUAUUUAUUCCUAGCCUCUUGCCCCUCCAUUAAUCUGCUCGGGACACUCGUUCUGAUAUACACGAUAAUUCAUUCUUUGAAAGCUUGGACAUGUUUUUAGUAAAACCAGCUCCAGAGAGUAUCAGGAUAAGCAGCAUGUAACACAUCAACUGACAGUGAGCCACACCAUCUACAAGUGACUUUCUAAACCCACUUGACAACCGGCAUGAAGUUAAAUGAGUGCUUAACAUAUUAAGAAGCCAAUACGGAUUCACUGCAAAAUCACGUUGCACAGAAACUAGUGAAAUUCACCAAAUUCCUCUUUGAAAAAUAUCUUAUGCUCUAGAAAAACAUCCAGUCUAAUUUUAAUACUGCAACUGAUGAAGAAUCCACCACAGUCCUUGUUAAGAUGUUAAUUAAUUGAAGAAUAUGUGCCAUUUCAAGUAUGGAUGGGUCAGAAGGUCUCCAUCUGUAUCUUGCUUGCAUCCGAGUCUCUUUUCUAAAGAGCAGGAUGUCAUCUGUCAGGCUCCUCUGGCUUUCUGCAUUCUCCCAUUUUGCCAGCUGAGUUUCUCAGUGGUUUGUCGAGUCAGACUGUGCUGUUCUUGUAAAACUCUAACAUCAAAUGCAGAAAGUUUUAUCCUGGAUGGAGAAAGUGGAUAGUUAGCAAGGAUAUGUAUGUGUAAUGAUAAUGUGUGCUCUGUGUGUAAUGGAUUAUAAUGUGCUCUUACUGCACAAUAACUUCACCGCCAGUUUUAAAAAGUCCUUCAUGAUGCCAUUCAACAGCUGCUGUUGUUCACUUAGAACAAGGACAUUUUGGUGCUAUGUUGUAUGUUUACACAGGUUGUUCCUUAAUAUAGGACCAAGUCGUUAUACAGAAAUAAUGUUCUUUAUUAUGAUAUUCUGGAUUAACCAGGCUAGAAGAUUUCAGAGUGCCUCUUCUCACCUCUUUUUAGGUUCAGAGUUACAAAACCUUGGUAGUAACCUCUUGAGUCUGACUAGAUCAAAAGUGCACUUAGUAAAAGACACCAGGACCGUGGGCACUGGGGGCAAGGUAGUACGAGCUGUUCCAGGACUUGUGUUCACACACCACAACAAACUGCAACACUGCGAGAAAAUAUUUUUGUCUUAAAAGAGAGAAAGUGACAAUAAUUGACGCUAACUUGUGAUUUUUAAGAAUGUUUAUUGUUGCAGUUGGUUAAUGAGUAUGUGAAGUAACAGUUACCCCGUGGUUCACCCCAGGUCUUAACCCAAUCUGCGGCCAUUAGCUGUCUGCUACGGAGCAAGUUCCGCUUGCUCACCUGGGACUGUAAUUCAAACUGUGAUCUACUGAAAGCAAUACAGGUUUGGGAAGUGUUUUUCAAGCUUAUUGUUGCUAUUCAUCACUUCAUAUGUAUUGGAAGCCAUCGUAAACUCAGUAAAGAUAUUUGUGACUGUGACCAAAUUAAUUAACCAACUGCUUUCAGCCAGAAAAAUCUCAGGGGUUGAUUCUGAUCCCUUGUCAUUUCUUUGUUAUAGCUGAAUAAAUCACUAGAACCUUUGCUUGAUGACGUAAACAUCACAAAAUUGUUGUCCCCAAACUAGUCAGAAGCGAGUGGUUCUCAGCAGGCCUUUUCUGUCAGCUAUGACAUUUUAUAUGUUCUUUUGGAGAUGUGCUGGCCUAGGUUUGAUCUGAAACUGGUGUGAAGUUGGGACAAUUUAACUGAAUUGGAACUGUUAAGGUAAAUCUUGUGCAAGACAAUUAGAUAUCAUCAUAGUAACUGCUGGGGAAAAAGAACCAUCCAAGUCAAGCGACCGACCUCUUUUGAUCCUAUGUAUUUACUACAAACUACAACAGUAAUGCAGGCGUUACAUUCAAAAUUUGUCAUAUUAUAAUAGAAUAGAUAGUUUGGAAGAGACCUCUGGAGGUACAGGCUUCUCCUUAAAGCACGGUCAACUUCAAAGUUAAAUGAGGUUGCUGCGAGAUCAUCCAGUAAUGUUAAAUAUCUCCGAGGAUGGACAGCCCACAACCUCUUUGGGGCC
Messenger RNA from Oxyura jamaicensis (ruddy duck), 6890 nucleotides. RefSeq names its product multiple epidermal growth factor-like domains protein 6. NCBI's taxonomy places the organism in Eukaryota, Metazoa, Chordata, Aves, Anseriformes, Anatidae. The transcript is spliced from 37 exons. The record is from RefSeq and is a predicted model, not a curated record. Gene Ontology annotation, molecular function: scavenger receptor activity; calcium ion binding; protein binding. Bases 63 to 4721 code for a protein of 1552 amino acids.